AAGACUAAACAGUGACUGAACGCCUCCAUUACUCAAUUCCCAAAUUUUCUCUCUCCAAACAGAAAAUAAUUUUCCCUCAUUUUCUCUCUUAAUUUCCCGCUUUAUCCUUAUCUUUGGAUGGGGUUUCGUUAGUGUCUAUCGUGUUUGGAGAAGUUUUCUGCUUGAGUGAGAAGAGGAAGAAGAGUCAAACUUCUCUUACUUUGAGUCUUUGAUCUUCCUUGGAGAUAGUUUUCAGAGAUUAGUGAGGGAUUUUGGGUUUUGAAGCUUGGUUUUAAGGGGGUUUUGUUGAAUUGGAGUUGAAGUCGAGAGUUUGUUUAGAUCUAUUGCGUUUAAUUGGUUGUUUGUGUUUGUGAAGGGAGGUGUGGAUUGAGGUUAGGGUUUAUACUAUCUCAAUUCGCAGUUUAGUUUGGUGUUUUUUCUUUCAUUUUUUAAGUAUUUCAGAUCUUGGGUAUUUUGGGUAUAUUUUCUUUUAGGAGUUUUGUGUAAAAAAUGCAGACCAGAUUAAUGGAGAGAACCAACUCUAUGAGGGGAAAGAGGACUUUAGAAGGGGGUGAUGAUGAGCAGCCUGAGAGAAAGCGGCCUGCUUUAGCUAGUGUUAUUGUCGAGGCUCUUAAAGUGGACAGUCUGCAGAAGCUCUGCUCAUCUCUGGAACCUAUUCUUCGGAGAGUUGUCAGUGAGGAGGUUGAACGUGCUUUGGCGAAGAUAGGCCCUGCGAUGCUUAAUGGAAGGUCUUCCCCAAAACGAAUUGAAGGUCCAGAUGGUCGAAACUUGCAGCUGCACUUCAGGUCUAGGUUGUCUCUUCCUCUCUUCACGGGUGGCAAAGUGGAAGGAGAGCAGGGUGCUGCAAUUCAUGUUGUUUUGGUUGAUGGAAGCACUGGCCAACUUGUAAUAUCUGGACCUGAAGCCUCUGUGAAACUUGAUGUUGUUGUGCUUGAAGGUGAUUUUAACAAUGAAGAUGAAGAAGGUUGGACCCAAGAAGAAUUUGAAAGUCAUGUAGUGAAGGAACGUGAAGGGAAAAGACCUUUGUUGCAUGGAGAUCUUCAGCUGACCCUCAAGGAUGGGGUAGGAACAUUAGGGGACCUUAUAUUUACUGAUAACUCUAGUUGGAUAAGAAGCAGGAAAUUCAGACUUGGAUUAAAGGUUGCCUCGGGUUUUUGUGAGGGUAUACGCAUACGUGAAGCAAAGACUGAAGCUUUUACUGUUAAAGACCACAGAGGGGAAUUAUACAAGAAACACUAUCCACCAGCGUUGACUGACGAGGUGUGGAGAUUGGAGAAGAUUGGCAAGGAUGGUUCAUUCCACAAGAGGCUUACUAAAGCAGGAAUACUCACAGUUGAAGACUUUCUUCGGCUUGUGGUCCGAGAUUCUCAGAAGUUACGGACUAUACUUGGAAGUGGCAUGUCAAAUAAGAUGUGGGAGGCUCUAUUAGAACAUGCAAAGACCUGUGCCUUGAGUGGGAAGCACUAUGUUUAUUAUCCUGAAGAUACAAGGAAUGUUGGAGUUAUCUUCAAUAACAUCUACGGGCUGAGUGGUCUUAUUUCAGGGGAGCAGUAUUAUUCUGCUGAUUCUCUUGAUGAUAACCAGAAGCUUUAUGUAGAUUCCUUAGUGAAGAAGGCAUAUGAGAACUGGGAUCAAGUUAUUGACUAUGAUGGAAAAUCACUUUUGGGCUUCAAGCAAAAUAAAAGCCCAGGUGCUCCUAGAAUUGAUCACCAAAUUGGUUCCAGUUAUGCUGUUGCUCCAGAUAAUCAACUGCAACUUUCUCACGUUCCAAUUGCUCCUCCUCAGCAGACUCCCCUUAAUUCUGGCUUGCCUAUUCUAGGGUAUACUGAUGAUCCAUCAAAUAGAUAUUCAACUGGGGUUCCACUUGUAAAUUCAAGUUCUCGUCCUCAGUUUGACAGCAAUUCAUUUGUGCAACAUGACCAGUUGAUUAGCAAUUCUCACGGAGCCCAAAGCCUAAGAAGUGAAAACAGUCCUGUUGGGCUGGCUCUUGCUCCUCCUCAAUCAUCUACACCAGUAUAUCAGACAGCCAACCAUUCUAUCCAGCCAUCUACAAUUAAUCCUUUUGAUGAGUGGUCACAUAGCCGGGACAAAGGAGUCGAUGACUUCUUCUCGGAGGAAGAUAUUCGUAUCAGAAGUAAUGAAAUGCUUGAGCACGAGGAUAUGCAACAUUUACUUCGACUCUUUAGUAUGGGAGGUCAUUCAUCCAUGAAUGUGCCUGAUGAGGGAUUUACUUUUCCAUCAUUCAUGCAAUCACCAAUGCCAAACUUUGACGAAGACCGCAACCGUCCUGGUAAAGCUGUUGUUGGAUGGCUAAAAAUCAAAGCAGCAAUGAGAUGGGGUUUCUUUAUCAGAAAGAAAGCAGCAGAGAGACGGGCACAGCUUGUUGAGUUGGAUGAUGACAGCAGUCCCUAGAUACGCAGAUAUAAGUGCCUGCCACAGCUUCUUCGGUUGUCGAAACUGCUUGAAAUUGUUGGUUUCAGAAGUGCUGACAUACUCACCGACGUUUGUGGAGAAUCUCUUACAAGGCAGGGAUUCCGAUCAUGUACAGUUACCAGUACAGUAAGCCUUUCUGUUAUUCAGUUUUUUUUUCUUACUCCCACCUCUCUUUUAUAUUGUUGUAUUUUACUCUUCUAUCGGUUUGUAAUGAUGUAUGAUAGUGGAUUCUAGGGGACAAAAUGCCCUUUUUUUAUUUUUAUUUAUUUAGGGAAACACCUAAUUGAUCCUGACUUUUGAUUUGAAUUUUAGUUGAUUUUUGCUCAAGAAUACUGUCUAUCUAGUUUGUUGUACUUCUAAUUUUAGUUCUAUACCUUGAACUGAAUGCCUUGUAGGCUUAUUAUAUAGUUUUAAAUCUCUAUAUUUAUGUUAUGCUUGUUAUUUCCUACUCUGUUCUUCACUGUAAAAGAAAACAGGUCAAUUAAUUAAGCUGUGUUGUAAAAUAGAGGCAAAAACGGAGGAAAAAAGGAAAUAAAGAAGAGCUGUUCUUCUUUGAGGAACAUGAAACUAGACUCAUGUCACAAUAUUUGAGGAACAUGAAAUUUAUUUUAAUGUAAAUAUUCAGGAGGAUUCAAAUAUCAUAUAAUACCAAUAUGAAUUAAUCAUGUCCAACCUAAAAAGGAUAAGGAUCAGUUAAAAUUAUUAAGAAAUUGCCUUUAAUAUGCAUUUAAAGUUGCGAUUUAGUAUUAUUAUUAUUUUUUUUUUAUAGAAAGGCAAUUCAUUAAUGGUUACAGAAGAAUAGUCAUACUCCUGUCAAACAUGAUGUUAAGUAAUAAAUUUUACAGUAUCAAAAUAAAUAAAUGAAUAAAUAAAUAAAAGAAAGAUAAUUUUUAAUAAUUGAGUGGCCAUAAGACAAGAUGUAAUCUGUUGGCUGGAAAAUGAAGAAGAGUGAUAAGAUAGAACACCUAAUACUUGUAAUAUUGAUGACCAAUUCACAUUUCACAGUGACUACUCUUUCUUUUGUUUUUAGUACAAAAUCUUACGCACAUUGACAUUUGUAUCAAAGUUUGCUCUUUUUUUUUUUAUCGAGUUUUCUAUUUAUAGGAAGGAUGAUAAAUGGUCUAGUCAGUAGAUAACCUUAAAUUCAGCCACUUAAUCUGUAAAAGAUAAGUUGAAUAGAAGAAAUUUUGGUUCUAGUGAGGCCAAGUAAUACAAAGCUCCAAAACCACACCAACUAACAAGCUUGUUAGAUUAGACACAAUCUAACAAGUCACCCACCUGUGUUUCUAAGCUCAAAAAACCCUUUCUUAUAUAUAAAGAGUGGGAUUUCUAUGACCAAAAUUGGGGUUUGAGGCAUUCCCAAUUAUCCAAUUCCAAAUGAAGUAAGAGGAGAAAAUAGGGGAAUGAAUCCCCACUCACUCCCCCUAAACGAGCUCCCUCACAACAGUCCCAAAAUCCAAAUAUGAAAAAAAAAAAGGGUAUUUCUAAUCUAUGAUACCCUCUUCAACCUCUGUUUCUCUCUAUUUUCUUUCUGGUUUUGAUUGAUUACAUUGGUGAACAACUCAUGAAACUCAAAGACAGGUAGCAGGGUUGGAUAAUGGAGUCUCACACUCUCAAUCAAAUUCACGAUGAUGAUGAUGAUGAUGAGCUAUGAGUUCUAAUAAGUCGUCUAGCUAUGUCCAUGGUAUGAAGAUGUGAUGUCUUUUUCUCUUUCUUUACUUCAAUUUAUGUAUUAUUGUCCAUUAAUAAAAUUGCAUCUCUCUCUCUCUA
Messenger RNA from Humulus lupulus (European hop), 4203 nucleotides. Its product is annotated as calmodulin-binding protein 60 B. Gene Ontology annotation, biological process: regulation of salicylic acid biosynthetic process. NCBI's taxonomy places the organism in Eukaryota, Viridiplantae, Streptophyta, Magnoliopsida, Rosales, Cannabaceae. Gene Ontology annotation, molecular function: sequence-specific DNA binding; DNA-binding transcription factor activity; calmodulin binding. The transcript has 9 exons. The coding region runs from base 490 to 2412 and encodes 640 amino acids. Gene Ontology annotation, cellular component: nucleus. The record is from RefSeq and is a predicted model, not a curated record.